This is a messenger RNA of Synchiropus splendidus (mandarinfish), 8966 nucleotides long. It is a transcript of the gene ttbk2a, whose product is annotated as tau tubulin kinase 2a. Gene Ontology annotation, cellular component: cytoplasm; nucleus; ciliary transition zone. Gene Ontology annotation, molecular function: protein serine/threonine kinase activity; ATP binding. The record is from RefSeq and is a predicted model, not a curated record. Bases 1303 to 4962 code for a protein of 1219 amino acids. The transcript is spliced from 16 exons. Gene Ontology annotation, biological process: cilium assembly; peptidyl-serine phosphorylation; signal transduction. NCBI's taxonomy places the organism in Eukaryota, Metazoa, Chordata, Actinopteri, Syngnathiformes, Callionymidae.
GGAACUCCUUUAUCCAUUAUCGUCAGCGAGGUCCAUUACACCUCUGUCCGACAGCUUGGUCAGCUUGUUCGUCCGGAUCCUCCAGUUCAGGCUCCAUGUUCCCAGGAAGGAUUUGUAAUGUGACUCUCCUGUUAUUGGAACACACCCUUCACCGACCUCCUUCCACCUUUGGUGAUCUCUCCUGGAUGGUUGCUUCCUGGCGUUCCAACUGGGGAACAGCUCAAUAGCCUGAUGUUUAUAUAUUAUUGUGAGGGAGAGUGAGUUCUGUGGUGCUGUUGCCUCCACUGGCUCUUGCUGGGAUCAGCAGGCUUCUCUCCAGAACUGGUCCUGUCAGUACAGGACAGUAGCCCAACAUGCGGGGCAGGCCCUUCCUACGGUUUAGAGGCAGUUGCUGCAGCUCUUACACUUCAGACGGAGCAGAAGGAAAGGGCACAUGAGAUGACAAACCUGCCGUCAGCAAAAGAAAGCCGUGCAGCUCAGCGGUCGCCAUGGAGACGCAGGGGUCAGGGAAAUGAUUCACAGAGGAACCUUAGUUUCAUGAAUCGGUUUAUUUGUUGCCAGGUCUGCAGUGUUUCUGGUGACGUGAAGGAACAGGUUUGAGUCCGAACACUGGUUCGUGGGAGGACACAGGUGUGUGUUCUGUGGAGGGAACCAUGAGGGAGGAAGGGUCCCUAAAGCAGGACCUUAAUACAGCCUUCACCCCUCUAGUGUUGAGCAGGUUCCCCCUCUGCCGUCCAACACUGUGAAACACUGUGGAGCGAGAAGAUCAAAUCAAGUUUUGAUCUGAACGAAGAGGAUGGCGUGAUCGCCACUCUUGUGUGGGCGGGGGGACACAAUCAUAGAUUCACAAGGUCUCAAUCGUGAAACAGCCUUGCAGAAACAGUAGCAACAUCUGCCAGUCUGAAACAAGGUGUCUGUUGGCUUAGAAUUUCACUGAUCUCACUGGAGGUUCUGAAGAAGCAGUACAACUGCUAUAACUCCAGUCGCUCUGACUGUUGACUCAACACCAGGGGCAUGUAGAGCAGAAACCUGAGGCCAUCAGAUUCGCUGGAUUUAAAGUGUCAUCAGAGGAAGGAGAUCAAAGUUUAAAGUGUGACCUUGAAGUCACCAUGGUGAUGUCAUAUAUUCAUUUAUUUUAAAGGGCACCUAUCCUGGUGAUCCACCUUUCUGACUUGCUCAUGUUUCUAAAGUUGAAGUCUUCCUCGCCGUGAUGCCGCUUCUCCAUCAGCUCCACCAUGCCCUUCCCAAUCUGAAGCAGCUGGGGUGAAGCAGUGAAGACAUCAGUAGGUUUCUUCAGGCGGGAUGAGCGGGGGAGUGGAGCAGACUGACAUCCUCAGCGUGCACUCGGUGGUGAAGGAACGAUGGAAAGUGACGAAGAAGAUCGGGGGCGGGGGGUUUGGAGAGAUCUACGAAGCGCUGGACCUUCUAACUCGGGCCAACGUGGCACUGAAGGUGGAGUCUGCCCAGCAACCAAAGCAGGUGCUGAAAAUGGAGGUGGCCGUGCUGAAGAAACUGCAGGGCAAGAACCACGUGUGCCGCUUUGUGGGAUGUGGCCGCAACGACCGGUUCAACUACGUGGUGAUGGAGCUGCAGGGUCGUAAUCUGGCCGACCUGAGGAGGAGCAUGACCCGCGCCACCUUCAGCAUCAGCACCACUCUGCGUCUGGGCCGGCAGAUGUUGGAAGCCAUAGAGAGCAUCCACUCGGUUGGCUUUCUGCAUCGUGACAUUAAACCUUCCAAUUUCGCUAUGGGUCGCUUCCCCACUACGUGCCGGACCUGCUACAUGCUGGACUUUGGAUUAGCCCGCCAGUUCACAAACUCCAGCCAGGAGGUUCGACCUCCUCGGCCUGUGGCAGGUUUCCGAGGAACCGUCCGUUACGCCUCUGUCAACGCCCACAAGAACAAGGAGAUGGGUCGCCAUGACGACCUUUGGUCCCUCUUCUACAUGCUGGUGGAGUUUCUGGUCGGCCAGCUGCCCUGGAGAAAGAUCAAGGAGAAGGAGCACGUGGGUAAACUGAAGGACACGUACGACCACCGCCUGAUGCUCAAGCACCUUCCAGCAGAGUUUGGUGUUUUCCUGGAACACAUCUCCAAUCUGGACUAUUUCACCAAGCCCGACUACCAGCUGCUGAUGUCAGUGUUUGACAACAGCAUGAAGACGUACAAUGUGGUGGAAAACGACCCGUAUGACUGGGAGCGGACCGGCACCGACGGCUCCCUGACCAUCAGCGCUAGCGCCACGACUCCGCAGCAUCACACGCGCCUCACGCCGGCCCACAUGGGCAUGGCGAAUGCUUCCCUGAUCCCGGGCGACUUGAUGAAGGAGAACACGGACGAGGUGUUGCAGGACGAGCAGCUCAGUGACGUGGAGAACAAUCCUGGUCCUGAGCGCUUGAUCGGGUCACCUGGUUUUCCACAUCGCAACCAAGAGGCUGACGUCUGGGAGGAGUUGGAUCGGAACAGAAAUCGAGUGAGGAGUGCGGUCUGGAAGGCCGCAGCAGAGGAGGUGGACCUCAACAACCACGGACACCAAAGCCCCUUCGCUGGCCAGAGCUUGGGCUCUCCUGUGAAGCUGCUGUCAGAUGUGGCCGCUGCAGACCGCGACGCUCCGCUGUUGAGAAAGCUGCGCAACAUCCACAGUUUUGAGCUGGAGAAAAGACUGAGCCUGGACUCGAAGCCAAGUCCAGAACGCUUCCUGGAGGCCAGUUCACCAAAGUUAAGGCUGGAGAAAGAGCUUGACGGGGCAGCAGUGGUGGAUGUUCAGUCGGGUGGAGCGCUGCCUGACAGGGUCUGGCACUACGAUGAGGAAUUCCUUUCUGGAGGGGCGUCCCCGAAGCCACCUUCCCCUGGUUCUUUAGAUCAUGGAGAGGCGGCGGUGAGCAGUGGAGGGUUUGUGGCCCUCAAUCUGAGCUCAGGACGGCAAGACUUUGAUUCAAGGGAAUGGGUCAUGGUGGACCGUCCCAGUGGUUCCCCUGGUGCCAAGGCUUCAUCUAGUCCGUCAGAGGAGGACGAUGAGGAACCAGAAAUCCUCCAUCCUGGGGAGCAGUCUCCUGCGUGUCCAAGCCCCAGUUCAGGAAAAGCCAAACAGGAAAGCUUGGGGUCUUCAAAGGGAAGUACAAAAGUGGAUAAGUUGGAACUUAGUGUGGGUCCUGCUGGGGCUCUGGCCCCGGUCACUCCCACCAGCCCGGCUGAAGCUCUGGCUGAGGGAGUCCUCACUCAGUUCCCCACCUCUCCUCCGUCCCUGCCAGAGGAGGUUGCCGUUCGAACGUCCAGCCCCAUCCCGCUACGCUCCCCGAGCCCUCACACCCUCCUGGCCACCUUGUCGGACCCGCUGCAUCAGCACCAGUCCCCCGGCAUCCGACGCAGCCAGUCUGCCGAGCAGCAGAAACGAGAGCGCCAGUUGGCUUCCUCCUCCUGUCACGCUCCUGCCGCGGCACCACAUAACCUUAACCCCGCUGUCCGCUCCCCCGGUCGUAGGAAGCUCCCCACAAUCCCGGCAGACGCUGCCAACACCAAGUUCCCCUCAGUUAUCCGCAUCACUCGAGCACAGCUUCAGCAGCUGACGGCGCAGCGGCCCUGUAGGCUGUCCUCCCAGUCGGGAUCAGAUAGCGCUCCACAGUGCCUCCUGUUGGAGAGGUGUGGUGAGGUUGAAGCUCAGCGCUCAGCAGAGAUCUGCUCCCCGCAGGAGUGUGUGCCCACCAAUCCGGGGUCACCGACAGAUCCCCUUGCAGAGACUGUGGUCAAUGGAGAUAGUCACACCAAAGUUCCAAGUCCUGUGCCAAGUCGGAUGUCGUCCCCAAGCUCACCUCGCUCUCCCACUCCUCGCUCUCCAACCAAUCGCACCGCGACCUUACGUUCUCCAUGUUCGCCGACCUCCCCGCACUCGCCAAAUAGCCCUCGAUCUCCGCAAAAGCAGUUCUUUGCCAGUCCCCGCCUCUCGCCACCUGUCCUUUCCCAAAACCCUCAAGACUGUGACAAUGACUCGGGUUCCACUCCCUGUGUCCCGGAGCCAGAACCAGUCAGAGAAGAGGCGGAAAGGGUAAAUCAAGCUUCCAGUCAGACCAGUGGCAACGCUGCUUCCUCUCCAACAGCCUUGCGCAAAGACCCCAGCAGGAGGCAAAGCCGCAUCCCUGUGCCGGAACCCUCCUGUCUGCUGGAGGCCCCGCCACCAGGGUCCGCCAAAGAAAAGCUGCUGCAGAAAAGGGCGAGCCAUCACGGCCCAGCGGCCUCUCCCACCGCCUCGCCGUCACUCUCAGACAGACGGGCCAACAAAGUAGCCUCCCUGGCUAAAGAUCCGCUGUCCUCUGCGUCCGACCGCUCUCAAGAUGAAGACUCUCUCAUGGGGUCCCGCUCCGACCGCCAGGGAGACGAUGCAGCUUCCCUGUCCUCGUCCUCCAGCCCUCUGUCUCGCAAGAGCAGGAUCCCUCGGCCGGUUCACUCCAGCGGUUCCUCUGAGAAGCUCGCCUCCCAGUUCCUCCCAAGACCACCACCCGGGAAGCCACCAUGCCGGUCCACUGUGGAGAAUAGGCUCAGGCGCUACCGCAUCCGAGCUGGCAGCAACAGCGACUCUGACCUGCUAACAUGCCUCGCUCAGCUGGUGCACGGGGCCCGUGGCUCCUCGCUCCACCAUCGCUCCUCAGCUCAACAUGGCGGCUCUCGAACGGGCGUCUGCAGCCUGAACGGCUCCCCGCACCACAUGCGCAGCUCCAGCGCCUCCCCGCGCAGCUCUUCCUCCCUGCAGCGCUCCGUCAGCUCCUCCCCCUCCCGCGGCGGCGGAGGAGGGCUCUCCCUGGCCCGCAACCGCUCGCCACCCAGCUUCUCCGGCUCCCCGCCGUCCCGCCGCAUCUUCUCCUACCACCAGGAGGGUUGCUGCGGUCGCCAGGCUCGGACAACCCCCUUCCACCUGUCGAGGGGCAAAGGUUGCAGUCGCGAGAGCAAGUGUGCCAGUAAACUGGGCAGAUAACUGCUCGCAGGUGCGCUGGCUCGCUUUGAGUCUUCCUGGUUGAGUGCUGCUUAUGUUGCGACCCUCUGAGGGAUGUUGCUCCAAGUUUGUAAAUUAAAUCCCUCCCGUUCAUCUCGCAGUCGACUCGCCAACCACGAGUCGGUGUUGAGAACUGCUGCACUUAUAACAAGCGAGCUGCUAGCAGCGUAACUAAUUUAGCAUUAGCCUGACGCCUCCACGCCGCAGAGGCCAGGUGAGUCGUGCUAACUUGAUGCCAUCUGUGAAAAUCCCAGACCUGUGUACAGCUGUGUUUCCUCAGAUAUAUACUGUAUAGUGUCGCUCGUGCCCGACUCUGGGGCGCGUCCACGUCCAGAGUGACCCCCCUUGUACAAUCAGUCGCCCCCAGAGUGAGAACACCUUUUCGUGCCUACUGAAUUACACAGAGGGAAUAAGACUGUCACUCACGGUCGACCACUUUAAUAAUCUAGAGCUAGUAUUGUAGGCUGGCAGCAACUGACAGUGACUUGAAGAAUCCCAGAGGUGCCACAGGAGGGAGGCAGUGAAUCAGAGGGCCCAUAUUAUGCUACACGGAUUUCAGCAGCUUCAGUCUGCUGUUGUGGUUUUUCCAGCUGUUAUGGUGGAAUAGCCCCGCCCCCUUCACCAAAACCUGUGUCACGGUGACGUCGACCUCUCACUCUUCACCGAUCACCUUGUUUCAGUUCCAGAAAUCUGCUCGGCUCUGGAGCUGGAGCUCAGAACACAGGGGGCGGAGACAUAUGCAGACGUGCGCUGAGGAGCUUAUGAAAGGAAACGUGCUGCAGUGCUUUGUGGUCAGACUCCUGAAACUAUCUGAAAUCCCUCGACAAGCAUAAUAUGGGACCUUGAAUCUGAAGUGAAUAUUCAUAAUUGAUGACUGGUUGAUGAUCAUUCCUGUUAAAGCUUUGAUGCGCACGACCUAUUGCCACUGUUAGCACUUACAUUCUCCAGCAGUAUUGAGAUUCACAACUUUAUUUGGAAGUAAAGUGUGGAGGAAAACAUGCAAACAGUAAAUAAGUGAAACAAUAUUUGGUUUGACAAUAGAAACCACUGCGAGCGGCAGAACCCUCUUGAGCCUUAAAAUGUUCAACACGAAAUGAAGUUGAUAAAAAUAAAGCUGCAAAAAUGUGCAAGGAUGAAUCUGAGGAGCGUAGAAGCUGAAUUUUCUGUCUGCACCCCUGAAGUGGGGUCUCGUCCCCUGAUAUUCAUGUUUCUAUCCAAGAGAGAGCGUCUGUCGGUCUGACCCAGGACCUCCUCCCAGUUAGCAGGGAGGUUUGUGUCAGUCAUUCUGGGGGGGGGAGUCACUUGACUUUUUCCUACAGUGCUUCGGAGCGAAUUGUAGCUUUGAGAGCUCUGUCUUUUGGCUCAGCUCUACUCAGCUCCUCUCCUCACCUUCCACUCCCCACCACUGAGAACAGUGGUCUCAAGGUUUUGGGUGUUCAUCAUCAUGAUCUUACAAAUCCAUGCACAGAACCGGCGAGUCUGGGAAGUGAGUUCCAGGUAGAGCUGAUCUCAGUGACGCAGAUCUCACAGCUAGCAUAGCCACGCCUCACUCCUCUGAUAGCGAAACUGAAAUUCACAACGUAACAUGCUUAUUUAUUUCCUGCGCAUCAACACGACCUUUGACCUUCGGAUGAUAAACGGCUGAAGUCACCAGAAAAGAGUGUCAGAUUUUGGCGUCUUCACAGUGUGGCUCAGCAUUUGUGCUAGCUUCACCCUGCAGUUCAGUUUGAAGAUGAUUCUCAGUCCAAACAAAGAAAUUAGUUCCUUGUGAGCCAGUGAACAAUGCUGCCUUCACGCUCUGAAACGCUUGGUUGUAAAUACAUGAAUAACAUUCAUUUAAAGCGACUUCCAACAUGACUGAUUUAUCAAUAGAAUUGAGAGCAAUAAUGGAGUCCUCUGAUGUUAACCACUGCAGCUACUUUGAAGCGCGUCCUGUAUGGCAGAGUGAAUGUUGAUGAGGAAAAGGCCAGAUGUACAAAUGCUUCCUGAUGUUCACCAUGUGUUGUGUAUCCGGUGUUUACUCGCGCACUAAUGGGACUGUGUCCCGCUCCUUGUACGAUAAGCUUCUCCAUGCAUGAUCCACCGAGCUGAGCCAUCGAGUGAGGCUUCACUGUCACGCUGCCCUCCUGAUAACAUGCUGCAAAUCUGUGAUUUAUCAAGGGGGGAGGGAGGGAUGGGUUGCUGUGAAGAAAAGAGAGUCACGUUUGCCAAAUACUUUUCAUGGAUCCUGGAAUGUACUUUGGAAAGGGAAGGACCGCUGGAGUGUGUUUGACACGUCCGGAAGUGACGGCGAAGCUCCAAUGACUUGUCCAAUCAGCAGCCUUAAUGUGUCCCUUCUGGCCCCCUCUGCUCCACGAAGGAUGACUGAACAGUGUGUGUUUUGGACCGUCUGUGUGACGCUCCUCCGCCGGUGCCGACUGGAGGCCCGGAGGAAGCCGCUCCUGCUCGUGCCUUUCACUCGUCUGUCGCAGAAAAGGCGGAUUACGACGUGCUCAGCGAUUAUACAGGGUUUGGUCAUCAGGGACCCCCGAAAUUUACUGAGGUUCUCCGAAGCCAACCUCGGAGCCUGAGUGAUGGAGCAUGGGUGGUGGUUCUGCUUGGUUCUGUCCUCACUGAAGUGGACCUUUCUUACGAGAGCUGCUGUGGAACUGUCAUGACUAAUAUGUGUUUGCACUGGACACUCUGGUUUCCUCUCACUGUCCAAAAACGUGGAGUGCAGUUGUUGGCCUGUCAAGUGUGUCCCUGCCUCAUGCCCUUAGUAGCUGGGACAGUGAGCUGGACCCCACCAUCCCUUUGAGGGUGCUGAAGAAACUGAAUGACCAGGGAGGCCUCUGACAGAGAUGCAGGGUCACAUGAUGGCAUCUUAAUUCAGGGGUGUCCAAAGUCUGGCUCAGGGGCCAUUUGUGGCCCUUCAUUAGACUCCACAUGUGAAGUGGAGAAGGUGAAACGCUUGUUACUAAAAUGAACAAAUGUCCUUUCAAGCAUACUGCGGGUCUUUUUGAGACAAUCCCAUUGGUCCAGUGGAUGUUGAGCAACCAAAGAGCAACACCUUCAGGUGUCAGCUGUUUUGGUCUUGAUCUGAAGUGUUCUAAAUAAGUUUAUCAAGUAGAUCAGCUGCAUUUCUUUCGAUUGUUAGGGUCACAGAAUUUCUGGUUGACCAUAUUGACCUCAUUAUAUUUGGCCCUUGGUGAGAAGAGUCUGGACACCCCUGUGGUGAGGAUAGACCUCAUCUCUGUGAGGACAAGAGGGAGAGUCAGUCUGAUCAUCUCUGUUUGGGAAGAGGGUCAGGUUUGGGGUGUCUGGGAGGAGAAUCCAGAGCAUGAGCAUCAAGGGUGGAAACAUCAAGACUAUGGUGAGUCAGUCAUGACCUCUGAGCAGACAGGAAGGAGAGCUGUGUGGACAUCAGUGUUGUCUUCAUGCUGAACGAAGGCUUUAACUCACGAGACCACACCUGGGGUUUACCUGAACAAUACUUGACCACGGUUGUUUCAUGGAUGGUUUCCUCUUAUUAUUUUACGUCCAUCGUUAUUAUCGUUUCAAUGACAUUGUUUGGAAAUGUUCUCGUCUCGGUGGAGGAAUGUAACUUGUAUAUACCUGUAAGUGAUGCUAAUCCUAUUAUUUGUAUCAUAUGGAUGUACAGUGUUUUAUUUCUCCUUUGUUUUUAAAUUAUUUUGUAUUUUAUUUUUAUAAACUGGUUAGGAAUAAAACCCUGGUCCCGCAUGCGUAAAGAAAAGCCUGGUGUUCUCUUUGUGUCCAGUUGACACACAACCGAGCCGCGGCUCACAAGGUUCCAGCCCCUUUGGGUGGAAUACAGAUCCGUGAGUGAGAGGAGGACAAGCAGGUGGAGAGAAGAGGGAACUCUUCGGGUAAACCCUCUGACAGGGAUGGAAGUCAGCGCUGCUUACCAGGACAAUGCCAGGAACUUCAGACAACGGAGUGUCCACACAAUGAGAGGGGACUUCAACCUCCUAACUCUACUUAUGAUA